Molecule: messenger RNA, 1131 nt
Organism: Struthio camelus australis
Lineage: Eukaryota; Metazoa; Chordata; Aves; Struthioniformes; Struthionidae
Source: RefSeq, a predicted model, not a curated record
AUUAGAGCUAAUAAGCUAAGCAGGACUCCUGUGGAGACAUUUUGCUUGAAGAGAGAAAUUGCUUUUAAUGUUUUUUUAUUUUUCUUUUUAGGGCUUUAUUGGAGGAUAUGGCAUAUGGAUCUUGUUCAGUCUGCAGUCCUGUAUAGCGUAAUGACCCUCAUCAGUACCUAUCUAGUAGCUUUUGCCUAUAAGAACGUCAAGUUUGUUCUCAAGCACAAAGUAGCCCAGAAAAGGGAAGAUGCGGUUUCCAAAGAAGUUACUCGCAAGCUUUCUGAGGCAGACAACAGAAAGAUGUCUCGUAAGGAGAAGGAUGAAAGAAUUCUGUGGAAGAAAAAUGAAGUUGCAGAUUAUGAAGCAACAACUUUUUCCAUCUUUUACAACAAUACCCUCUUUCUGGUCUUGGUCAUCAUUGCUUCGUUCUUUGUGUUGAAGAACUUCAACCCAACUGUGUAUCCUUUAUUGCCGCAAUUGAAAAACCAAAGUCAUAUUCCUAUUUAUUGUCAGUUGUAGCAUGUUUGCAAUCUGGGUUGUGAGAUUACUCUGUAGAUAUAUGCAGUUCAUUGUAGUGCCUCCACUUGGAAACACUUGAACAUACAAGUGGAGACUACCAAAAAAAUCUCCAAAUCACAAAUGAUUUGUUAUCAUCUGACACUAGAUGUUUUAAGGGUAUCACCUGGACAAUCUACAGAAAUUCUUAUGGCUCUGCCAUUUCAAAUGUAAUGGCUUGUGCAGUAAGGAGGCCGUUCAGUCGUACAGAAACACGGCAUUUAGUGCGAGUUGCCACACGCUGUUACUUUACAGAAUUGUUUAGUUUCAGGAAGUUCACAAGAAAAUUACUUCUUUUACUUAAGUAAAUAAAUGCUGACAAUAAGUGCUGCCUAUGUUAAUGAAAGAUCUGCUGUAUUUAACAGUAUUUAUAACUUCUUUUAAAUGAACAGACUGAACUUUAUAGGUAUCUUAAGUGCACUCGUAACUUUAGCAUCUUGCUAAUAGCUUGAAAUACAGCUUAGAAUCAAGGCUAUGGUGUUGCAAUGCCGAUUUUAAAACUCCUAUAGAAUUUAUAGAGAAAACUCCCUCAAUCCAUUUUUGUUCAAACAUCCUCUGCUAAAUGUUUUGGGCAAAAUAAGGUUG